This is a messenger RNA of Cuscuta europaea, 471 nucleotides long. The record is from the annotation of a GenBank genome assembly. Lineage: Eukaryota; Viridiplantae; Streptophyta; Magnoliopsida; Solanales; Convolvulaceae.
CGUGAUGAUGUGCCGAAAGGAGACAAACUGGUCUUAAGGGGGUUAAAAUUUCACGGGUUCCAUGGAGUGAAGGCUGAAGAAAGAACUCUGGGCCAAAAGUUUGUAGUGGAUAUGGAUGUCUGGAUGGACCUUAGACCAGCCGGCAAGUCUGACCGGUUGUCAGAUACACUCAGCUAUACUGAUAUUUACCGCAUAGUAAAAGAGGUGGUGGAGGGAUCAGCACAUAAUCUGCUUGAAAGUGUGGCGGAACACAUCUCAUCGGCAACACUGAGCAGAUACCCACAGGUAAGUGCAGUACGUGUUCAGGUAGGAAAGCCGCAUGUUGCGGUCCAAGGAUCCCUUGACUACUUGGGUGUUGAGAUCAUUAGAUAUAGAGGAAUUGACACAUAGAUCGUCAAUGCUUUGUUACCAUGUUUUUCUUUCUUCCACAUUCUCAAACCUUAACUGAUUGUUGCAACUUGCAACUUGUGU